Molecule: messenger RNA, 3916 nt
Organism: Lepidothrix coronata (blue-crowned manakin)
Lineage: Eukaryota; Metazoa; Chordata; Aves; Passeriformes; Pipridae
Gene: RPH3AL
Product: rabphilin 3A-like (without C2 domains)
Exons: 9
Coding region: 121-1065 (314 amino acids)
Biological process (GO): intracellular protein transport
Molecular function (GO): small GTPase binding
Source: RefSeq, a predicted model, not a curated record
CGCUCCGGGUUCGCUCCGUUUCCGCCUCGUCCCGCCGGGGCAGCGGCGGCUCCGCGGAGCGGCCGCGACCGAGGCCCGAGCUCAGGUGUGAUCCCUGCCACUCCUGCCCAGCCUGGUGCCAUGGCUGACAUGAUUUUCGGGAGCGGGACGGGCCAGUGGGUUUGCCCCAACGACCGGCAGCUGGCACUGCGAGCCAAGCUCCAGACGGGCUGGUCGGUGCACACAUUCCAGACUGAGAAGCAGAGGAAGACGCAGGCUCUGAGCCCGAAGGAGCUUGAGGUCAUUCUGGAAGUCAUCCGCAAGGCAGAGAAACUGGACAUCAUCGAGCAGCAGCGCAUCGGGCGCCUGGUGGAGAGGCUGGAGAACAUGAGGAAGAACGCGAUGGGGAACGGGCUCUCGCAGUGCCUGCUCUGCGGGGAGCUGCUCGGGCUGCUGGGCAGCACGGCUGUCUUCUGCCAGGACUGCAAAAAGAAAGUUUGCACCAAGUGUGGAAUAGAAACCGUUGGAGCCCAGAAACGUCCCCUUUGGUUGUGCAAGAUCUGCAGUGAACAGAGAGAGGUUUGGAAGAGGUCUGGGGCGUGGUUCUACAAAGGGCUGCCCAAGUACAUCACGCCUCUGAAGAGCAGCAGCAAACCCAUUGAGCUGCACUCACAGCCGUGGCAGAGCGAGCCGGCCGUGCCGGAGUCGGAGAGCGUCGGGACCAGCCGAUCCUUCACCUGGGCCAGGGGAAAAGUGGUUUCUAGUGACAGCGAGAGCGACUCGGAGCUCAGUUCCUCCAGCCUGGAUGACAAGCCUGUGCCUGUGGGGUCAAAAGGCUCACAAGGGAGAAAGCUCCAAGCAGGACUGGUGUCCACCAGGGAGCCCAGCCAGGCUGUGGGCAGGGCUCUGGGCAGCACCCACUCCCUGAUGCUCUCAGGGAGCCACAGCAGCCUGGGCAGUGAGCAGGGGGCCGAGCUCAGUGCCACGGAGAGCUGCCACAGCGACCACCCGCCCGACGGGCGCGACAGCGACGCUGCCACCCGAGCCCCUGGCAAACGGUGUGUCCACACCAGAACACGAUGCUGACGGAGGUGAAGAUGGAGCUGCUUUGCCUGGAUCCAACACUCACCCCUUGCCCACUCCUUAGACCUCGCUCCAGACAGCGACUGCUGCCGGUGGUGACUUUAUGAUUCGGGCUCUUCCACAGGCAAUGGCAACACCUGGGAAAGCACCUGCCUGUCCUCCCUGCCUCACUGACCUGGUUUAUGGCUUGGUCUGGUUUCCUCUCCUGCCAACUGACACCACUUUGGGGUGCUGCUCAGGGAGGGGUGCCCUGCUCUGUGGAGCUGCCGUGGGGUCCAGAGCCGUGUUUGCUGGAAGGGACACGCAAAGUGCCCGCUGGAGCUGAAGGAACGUGUGACACCUCCGCUGUUCCUGGCUUGCCGAGCCCAGCCCUGGGCUUAUCUCCUGUCCUUGCAGGCCUGGCUCUGAAAUCUUCAGGAGAAAGGGAAAUUCACCACUAUGUCCCUGAAACGGGGUGUGAGGAGACUGUGGCCCUUCUAUUGCUUCUCAGCCCGGGGGUGGAUUUCUCUCUGUGGAUGCCAACAGUGAGACUGGGGCUCUCAUUUGCACUUGACUCUCACAGGCAGGGUGUCACCCCUUGUGCUUCUUGUCACUGUUGUUCUGGUUUGAGCUGGUAUGAGUUUGGUGGGGGCAUUUGGAAUCAGCCAGUGGAGCUGAGAUCCCGCUCACUUCCACUGCAGUCUCUCUCUGGGAUGAGUAUCUGCUCAGGGAGACACUGGAGUAAGUAAAGAAACGCUCAAAGAAAUUUGCUAUGAUUUUUUUGGUCCUCCUGUCUGUGCACUGUGCUUGUGUGUCCUGGGUGAGGGUGGUCCUUUGGCAGGGGGAUCAUGGGCAGUGUGUGUUUGCUGCAGCUCCUGGUGGGAGAACAGCCCUUACCCCGUGGCCCAGUUGGCUGCCUUUGCAUACCCGAAUUGGAUAAAAGCUUUCAAAUUACUUUAUCUUGUUAAGCUCUGCAGAUUCUCCUCCCACCUGCGCACCUUGUCAUCUCUUGCAUGAGCAAGGGCCUUUAUUUUACCUUUUUCCUAUGAGUCUUGAGCGUCUUGGCUGACUGUGAUGGUGUCAUCAUGAGUCAGGCUGUUGAAAACUGCAUGCCCCGGUCCUGCUUAUUCUCCGCGAUGGACAAUUUCCCUCUAAGGCCUGACAAAUAAGAAAAAUCAAAUUACCUGACAUCUCUAGAGCAAUUAGAUCUUUGAAGACUUGAACAAAACCCACACUAGGCUGGUAGGAGUCUGUGGAUUUUAUUAAAUGCUUUGGAGCUGACCUGUCUAUUAUGAAGAAACAAAGGAUUCCAAAAAGUUCCCUCUGAAAUCGUGGAGUUAAAGGCAAUUUGUGCCCAUUAACGUCAGUUUUUUCCCUUGGUUAUUACUCUUUUGUUGUUCUCCUUUGCUGCUGGGCGCUUUGUGUGCAUGUAGUGUAUGUUCUUACAAAUGGCUGCAGUAUGAAGAUAAAUGAGAUUGGGUGCUGGAACACUCUAGCAGGAGAUCGGAAAUCAAUCCUUGGCUUUCUUUUUAAAUGAACGUGGUCCAGCAGAGGACCAUUCCCUCACUGCUUUUCCAGUUAAUGUGCUAUGGCAGGUUGCUGGGAAAACGCUUCCAGCUCUUCCUUUGUGAUCUGUUCCUGCCCUUUUACAAAUGAAAACAAAACCUUUGUGGGAUGGCAGAAGGAGGAACCACUGAAUGUGGGCAUUGCAGUGUCGGUGUUGGAGAGACCAAGGGAUGAGGUUGUUCUCCACUGGGGGAUGCUUUAUGGUUUAUGAUCUGUGUUGUCAACCUGGCCACUGAAACUUGACCAGCUGCAUGUCUGGAAGGAGUAUUGCCAAAAUUACUAGCUAUUUCUGAAAAAGUAACUCCAAAUGUCAGCUUUUGCUGAAAUGCUGGUCUGAUUUCAGAGCUGGAGUCGUGCUGUUUCUCCUGAGAGCUGAAGGGUCUUCAAUUUCAGAAGUGUUUUGCCACCCAAAAAGUCCUGUUUUGCCUUGAAGCUUCUGACAGUGCAAGUGAGGCUUGUCUUGCUCACGCUCUCAUUUCUGCAGUGCCUCAGACAGCCUGGCCUGCCAGCCUAAGUUAAUUCUGUAGCAGAAGGAGAAGAAAAAAGACAUUUAAAAAUUGACUAUUUUCUUUAAACCUGUUACUUUUCUCUUCAAAAACUCUUGAGUUAGAAAGAGUUUUUAAAAUUGAGCAUGUUAUUUCUAACUCUUCUUGUGUUCCUUGUGCUUCGUUCCUGGGCAGUGCAGGCAGGUCAGAUGUGUUUCCAUUCCCACUCUCACUUCCCACAGCCAUUUACUGCACUGUGGGUUGCCAGCUCUGCACAGGAACCUGGUGGUCCUCACUGGCUGGCUGUACCACUUUGAGGCAUGAGCUUGAUUUUUAACUGAGACCAGGUUUUAUAAAACACUCUCAGAGAUAAAUUUGGGACUGCUCUGCUAUCAGUGAGACUGGAAACCUUUCUUUCUUACCUCUGUAUUUUAGCUCUGUGGGGUAAUUCCACCUGAGUUCAAACCAGAACUGUUCAGUCAUCUAUGGAAAGAUUCCUCUUGGGUUGAGGGAAGGAUCUGGCCAUGGAGAAUGUGAUCCAGGCACAUCUGAAUGUGAUAGAGGAACAUUUGCAGCUCUGUGCACUAUUUUCUAUUAAAGACCACUUUUUCCUUUGUGGUGUUACCCUUUUUUGUGUUUUGUAACUUCUAUUGGGAUAUUAUCCUAAACCUAUACCAGUUGACUGCCUUCUGAGUUGGCUCAGUGUGAGCAGGAAAGGCUCAGUGAAUGUACUCAAUCUGCUCUGGUCAUUUGUGUUUAUUAUUUUGUUGUUCUUGUCUCCAUCCCUUACAACUUUUAUGUAGUGUUUUACUACUGGAAACAAU